Molecule: messenger RNA, 1893 nt
Organism: Musa acuminata AAA Group (dessert banana)
Lineage: Eukaryota; Viridiplantae; Streptophyta; Magnoliopsida; Zingiberales; Musaceae
Product: ADP-ribosylation factor GTPase-activating protein AGD5
Exons: 11
Coding region: 189-1604 (471 amino acids)
Molecular function (GO): GTPase activator activity
Source: RefSeq, a predicted model, not a curated record
GGAAAUAUUUGGUCAUCGGUUUCUGGCUUUUCGUCCGCAGAAGGAAUAGAGUGCCAAAAGAGACAUCAAAGAGCGAUCCACCAGUUCUCCUUAUUGCCUCGGACGCGCCCUCAAUUCUCGCUCCCCUCUCUCCUCAUCCUCCUUUCGCAGUUUCGGGUAGCACCGGGAAGGCUCGCUCGAGCGUCAAGAUGAACGAAAAGGCCUCCGUUUCCAAAGAACUCAAUGAGAAACACAGGAAGAUAUUGGAGGGACUUCUCAAAUUGCCAGAGAACAAGGAAUGCGCUGAUUGCAAGUCCAAAGGUCCACGAUGGGCAAGCGUGAAUCUGGGAAUUUUUAUAUGCAUGGCAUGCUCUGGAAUUCAUAGAAGUUUGGGGGUACAUAUAUCAAAGGUAAGAUCUGCAACAUUAGACACGUGGCUCCCAGAGCAGGUUGCUUUUAUCCAAAGCAUGGGAAAUGAGAAGGCAAAUAGCUACUGGGAAGCAGAACUUCCUCCAAAUUAUGACAGAGUUGGGAUUGAAAAUUUCAUUCGUGCAAAAUAUGAAGAAAAAAGAUGGGUACCUUUGGAUAAAAGGUUCAAAUCGCCCUCGAAGUUUCAAGAAGAAAAGGCUUCUGAGUAUAAGGAAAAAUCCAGUGAUACAGGUGGGGAUGACGAUACUAACAACGUGAAAUCUUUAGAGAAGCAGGAUAAUGAACCACAAAGUACAAGGACAGAUAAUCUUGUGGUUCCUAAACUACCCAGCCCGGUAUCCUCCAUACAAAAAGUGGAAACAGGGAGAACCCUGGUAGGUUCACCAGAAUCUGCAGAGGUAGCUCCUGCUAUGGUUAAUGCGAAAACGACACCACCAAAAGCUGAUCCCACAGUUGAUCUGUUUAACAUGCUUUCUAUGGAUGGUACAAGUGAAAAUGGAACAGAAUCAUCUUCUGUUAAUGAUAAUUCAUGGGCAGAUUUUCAGUCUGCAGAACUAACCAGUGCCUUGGAGACAAACAGCACCACAAAAUCUGUUGAAAGCAAGAACGAAAAUGCACUGGGAGUUGAGGAACUGUUUAAGGAAUCCACGUCUUUGACGCAGCCUUCGACUGAAAAAAAGCCCCAGACAGAUGUAAAAAAUGAUAUCAUGAGCCUCUUUGAUAAGUCCAAUAUGGCAUCUCCAUUUGCACUUCAACAACAGCUAGUGUACCUUCCCCAGCAGCAAGCUCUUCUUAUGGCUGCUAGUAAAUCCAACAAUGCACCUGAAGAAUUUUCUCCCAGAACUCAUCACCGAAGUGUAAGUGAUUCAAACACAAUGAAAGGAAACAUUGCACAGAGUUGGGUGAACUUCGGUUAUCAGGUCCCAGGCAAUGUGCCACUAGCUGGACACCUGUAUUCCAACAACUCAAUCCAGCAGAUGGGAAACGUUACGUACCUUCAUCCAUCUGGGAGCUAUGGUCCUGUUGCAGCAUCUGGGCUGCAUGCUCUUGGAUCCUCAGCAUCUGCUGAUGGAUUAGCUGCUGGUGGUGGAGUAAACAAUCCUCAUGCAACUUCUUCUCCAUCUACUACCAACAGUCGCUCGCUCAAUGAAUAUGAUUUCUCAUCAUUGACUCAAGGAAUGUUCUCAAAACGGUGAACGACAGAACGAUCGUCACAGUUUGUUUUGGUUGUCUCCCUCACAUUUCAUCUUGGACAUUUAAAGCGAUAAGAAGUCGAUAUAUAGGCGGCGCUGAGUUUCCUGCAUUAAGUUUCCAUUGUAGAACCACUUUGGUAGCUCUUUGAUGUUUUCAUGUCAUCUGUAAAGAUGCUGAGAAAUAUAAUAAAGGUCACAGCCUGCUGAGGUUCAGUGCAGUGAUACCAAAUUCAGAGUCAUGAACAUUCUUGUUAGAGUUUAGAAUAGUUAAUCUGAAGUGUGUUUUAUUUUC